AUGGACAGACGAAGAUCACGAUACCCGAACGAUCGCGACGCGAUAUAUGGUAAUUUUGCAUACAGAUAUAGAAGCCCUCCAGUUAGAGAUUUCACUGAUAUUUUCCAGAAGAUGAAGUUAUCUAUCAAUUUAUUGGCGAAAUUAAAACCCUACAUCAACGCACCCAAUUCUCCCGAGCUCGUCCAUUUCCUCUUCACACCACUCAGCCUCGUAUUUGACGCCAGUCGAGAUCCAACAAUUCGGCAUUUGAAUUUGUCAGAGAGUGCUAUUGUACCAAUGUUGACCGCUGCUGCAAAAGAUCUCUUGUUGAAUUGUCUCACUUCCAAAGAAAUUGAGCUUUGGAAAUUAUUGGGGCGAAAUUGGACAAUGACUGUAGACGAAUGGAAAGGUCUUCUACCAUUUUAUACACCCAAGUUCUAUGACGGUUGGGAACCUUCACCAAGUCUUUAUCCUUCCGUGGAAGCAAGUCAGCCUAGUCCUACCACAGUCACUUCAAAUAUAGAAGUACACUCCAACCUAGAGAACAGUACAGGCAUCAUGCAUAUACCUGUUGUAAUCGAAGAGAAGCCAUCAUUGCCAACAAUUUUGGAUAACACAUCUGCCACCGGAAAUACAAGGGAACUUAAAUUAAAGAAGGGCGAUAUCGUCGGACUGAUCGAUAAUACGAAGAAUUGGUGGAAGGUUCGUAAUCAGGAAGGAGUGAUUGGGUUUGCCCCUUAUACCAUAUUAAGCACCUUGAAAGAAAAUGAUGAUCGAAUCGCUUUCAAGUUCUAAAUUAUGUAAAGACAUGUUGUAAUGAAAUCCAGUGGACUGGAGAAUAUUUAUGCACUAUCAUACCCAAAGCUGUUGACACGUUAAUGUGGUAAAAAAGUCAUUGUAUAAUUGUUAGAUUGAGAUUUUGGAAUUUGUUUAGGAUGUUUCUCAUAGACAAAUUGCGUCUAAUUGACAUAGGUUUCGAAUAUCAGGAAAUUGAACACGGAAUGCUUAGAUAAGAGUUGAGUGACUAUAGGGAGAGACUUCUAUAUAGUUUACAAGCAUAUAUGGGGAGCUUACAGAACAGGAGUUCGCCAUACUCGAUUCCCGAUUCUAUACAUUUUGACAAUGUGAACUGUAUAUUUACAAUAGUAUAUUAUAUCAUUGUAAAUACACAGUUCAAUAAUUAUCCUCCAUAUUUUUUUCAUAAAAAACAUAUCACGAGAUUUUUACAGAUACAAACACUCUAGAUUGACAAAAUAUAGAUAAUAUUUUGUUUUGUUAAAGUUUAUAACAUUUUCUUUGCAAUGAGUUCACGAAACUAAACUUUAUCAAAACGGUAUUUCAGUCGGAUUGAAAAUGUGUAUUUGGUGGAAUUGUAAUCAUUUGUUUAAACGUUACAUCACUCACAAUAUCAUGUAUUAUUUUGUUAUAAUUCUAUCAAUGUAAAUUGUAUAUAUGAAGGUGCUUUACCUGUUACAGAAAAUAUUAAAAUUCAGUAAAUGCAAA
Lottia gigantea (owl limpet) is the source of this 1482-nucleotide messenger RNA. RefSeq lists its product as hypothetical. The transcript is spliced from 3 exons. The record is from RefSeq and is a predicted model, not a curated record. Gene Ontology annotation, cellular component: plasma membrane. Bases 1 to 774 code for a protein of 257 amino acids. NCBI's taxonomy places the organism in Eukaryota, Metazoa, Mollusca, Gastropoda, Lottiidae. Gene Ontology annotation, biological process: regulation of Rho protein signal transduction; Rho protein signal transduction. Gene Ontology annotation, molecular function: actin binding.